CGGGACCCUGCGUGCUAAUAAAUCCCCCGUCCCUCCCAAAAGCUUCAUCCAUCAGGAGGGGAAGAGACGAAAAAAGGGUAACACAAGCCAUGGCGCAGCAGCUGCUGCUCCUCCUACCGGCGCCUUCCAGAAACUUCUCGAAGCCCGUCCCUUCCCCCUCCCCCCUACUAUGGAACCAUAUACCCCCAAUCUCCCUCAACCGCCGAGUAGUCACGUGCGUCGCCGCCGCCCGCCGCGACCUGCUCCGCUGUGGAAUGCGGCGCUCAGACUUGGUGUCGGAGUUGGAGCUCGCGAAGGGCAGGCAGCGGCAGGGUGGUCGUGCAAAUGCAAUAUUCUGGAUCUUGCUCAUUAAUUUUGGUCUCUAUGUUGCUGACCACUUUUUACAGAUCCGGCAGAUAAAGGCACUGUACCUGUACCAUGCUUACCCCAGUUGGUAUCAGUUUGUGACAUCAACUUUUUGCCAUGCUAACUGGAAUCAUCUCUCAAGCAAUCUGUUUUUUGUGUACAUUUUUGGAAAGCUUGUUGAGGAGGAAGAAGGUAACUUUGCUUUAUGGAUGUCAUAUAUUUUAACCGGCGCUGGGGCAAACUUGAUUUCAUGGUUAGUUCUUCCGACGUCCUCUGUGUCACUUGGAGCAUCAGGGGCUGUUUUUGGCCUUUUCACAAUUAGUGUUCUAGUAAAGAUGUCCUGGGACUGGAGAAAGAUUCUUGAGGUUCUUAUCCUUGGUCAAUUUGUUGUUGACAAAGUUAUGGAAGCAGCACGUGCAACCACUGUAACAGGCGCCGCAGUGCAAGUAAAUAACAUUGCACAUCUAUCAGGUGCUCUGAUCGGGGCUGCAUUAGUGGUCCUGAUCAAUAGAAUACCCUUAUCAUCCAAUGACGAUAGUCCAAAGACUGCAAAAGAUAGCAAGGACAAAAGGGGUUCAUUUUAGCUAACGGCGAUCCUAACAGAAUAUAUGAUUCUUAACUAUUGUUUUCUUGAUAUGUAGUUCUGAUUUCAGUUAGGAAAAAAGACAUUCCAUAGAAGCUUUACUGGGCAUAAUCACACUUGUAAGGUUCAUUGUGUGUAAGGUGAUGGACAACUAAAUUUCUGAACUAAAUUUGCUCUGGUCAUCAUCACACUUGUUAGGACAGGGGGCAAACUCCUGGAAUACCGCGUAUACUUGUUA
Messenger RNA from Brachypodium distachyon (stiff brome), 1166 nucleotides. Its product is annotated as rhomboid-like protein 11, chloroplastic. Lineage: Eukaryota; Viridiplantae; Streptophyta; Magnoliopsida; Poales; Poaceae. The coding region runs from base 90 to 929 and encodes 279 amino acids. Gene Ontology annotation, cellular component: membrane. The transcript is spliced from 7 exons. Gene Ontology annotation, molecular function: serine-type endopeptidase activity. The record is from RefSeq and is a predicted model, not a curated record.